Molecule: messenger RNA, 291 nt
Organism: Rotaria sordida
Lineage: Eukaryota; Metazoa; Rotifera; Eurotatoria; Philodinida; Philodinidae
Source: the annotation of a GenBank genome assembly
AUGAGUGCAUGUUUUGUUGAAAAUAAUAAUAAUUGUUCUCCAUCACGAACAAAUCAACAAGUUAUUAAUAAAUGUUAUUGUUCAUUUGAUGAGAAAUUUCCAACAAAAUGCAAAGAAUUUUUACGUUCUUUAAAAUGUUUGGAACGACAUGAAAUUGAAUUAAUUCCAUCAACAUAUGGAUCAGUAUGUUCAAGAAAUAAAGCUUAUUAUUAUUAUUAUUAUUAUUAUGGAGAUGUUGCUGUUUGUCUUCAAUUAGCCAUUAAUAUUUGCGAAUUUAAUUUAACAUUUUAA